Durotheca rogersii is the source of this 1017-nucleotide messenger RNA. Its product is annotated as chitin synthase export chaperone. The transcript has 4 exons. The record is from RefSeq and is a predicted model, not a curated record. Gene Ontology annotation, biological process: protein folding. Lineage: Eukaryota; Fungi; Ascomycota; Sordariomycetes; Xylariales; Xylariaceae. Gene Ontology annotation, cellular component: endoplasmic reticulum membrane. Bases 1 to 1017 code for a protein of 338 amino acids.
AUGGGCGGCUACGGUGACUUCACCGACAUCUGCCACACGGCGCCCCUGCCGUUGUGUCCUUCGGUCGGUCCCAUCACGUCGGUCUCGAGCGGCGUCGGCAUCGAAACCAACUGCUACUCCCGGAACAUCGAGCUGGCCAACACCAUCAUUUUCCAGGGCGCGUCUAGUUUCAUGCACAUCAUCGCCCUCGGCAUGACCGUUGUCAUGAUCCUGCACAUCCGCGGCAAAUUCACCGCCGUCGGCCGCAAGGAAAUCCUUGCAUUCUUCUACUUUUACAUGCUUCUAUCCUUCGUCUCUCUCUGCGUGGAUGCCGGCGUCGUCCCUCCCGGCUCCGAUCCGUAUCCGUACUUCGUCUCCAUACAAAACGGGUUCACAUCCGCCAUGGUCACCUGCCUGCUGAUCAACGGCUUCGUCGGUUUCCAACUCUACGAGGAUGGCACGCCCGUCUCGGUGUGGAUGCUGCGGCUCUCGUCCUUCAUGGCCUUCGUCAUCUCGUUCCUCAUCUCCCUAGCCACUUUCAAGUCGUGGGCUGGUAUGGGCCCGGCCAACACAGUCGCGCUGUUCACGAUCUUAUACCUCCUGAACGGCAUCCAGCUCGUCGUCUACGUCGCCCUGCAAAUCCUGCUCGUCGCCCGCACUCUCGAGGACCGCUGGCCCCUGGGCGAUAUCGCUUUCGGCCUCUUCUUCUUCAUCGUCGGCCAGGUCAUCCUAUACGCUCUGAGCUCUACUAUUUGCCAGGGCACUAGCCACUACAUCGACGGCUUGUUCUUCGCCACCAUCUGCAACCUGCUCGCGGUUAUGAUGGUUUACAAGUACUGGGACUCAAUCACGAAAGAAGAUCUCGAGUUCUCCGUCGGUACCAGGAUGACCAACUGGGAGGUGAAGGAGCUGCUGCCCGAAGAAGAGCGGCGGACGACCGUGUACAUGGACGACCCAUACGGCCACCCCAGCGCCUACGACCAUUCUUCCCCUGGUUCAGACAUGGACGACUACAGGUAUUCCCGUCUAGAUAUCUGA